Messenger RNA from Cladophialophora yegresii CBS 114405, 1101 nucleotides. RefSeq lists its product as uncharacterized. The coding region runs from base 1 to 1101 and encodes 366 amino acids. The transcript has 4 exons. The record is from RefSeq and is a predicted model, not a curated record. NCBI's taxonomy places the organism in Eukaryota, Fungi, Ascomycota, Eurotiomycetes, Chaetothyriales, Herpotrichiellaceae. Gene Ontology annotation, molecular function: oxidoreductase activity; zinc ion binding.
AUGCCUCCUUCAACUAUGCGCGCUGUGGUGCUCAAAGGUGACUUCGAGGUCGCCGUCGAGGACAGACCGUACCCGAAACUCCAGAAGCCCACGGAUGCUGUCUUGAAAGUCACGUCCACGGCACUUUGUGGCUCGGAUCUGCACUUCUACCGCGGCCACCUGAAGUGCCCACCAAACUUCAUCUGUGGCCACGAGUUUGUCGGCGUCAUCGAGGAGAAAGGCGAUGCGGUCACCAACUUUGAGAUCGGUGACAAGGUCGUCGUGCCGUUCUACACGGCUUGUCAGGAAUGUUAUUACUGCGUGAGGGGCCAGGCCAGCCGUUGUGCCAAAGGCGAAUUGUUCGGGAAUUCUGUGCCGGCCAACACGGUUGAUGGUGGACAGGCCGAGUACGUCAGGGUCCCGUUGGCGAAUACCACGCUUGUGAAGACCCCGAGUGGGAUUCCGGAGGAAAUGCUGGUCCUCAUGGCCGACAUCUUCCCGACGGGUUACUUCGCCGCCAGCCGCUUCCUGAAGAACCUUCCUCAGCGGGAUCGAGACGAGUUCACCACCGUCGUCAUCGGCUGUGGCCCUGUCGGCAUUUGCGCCAUCACCUGCGCUCUGACCAUGGUCAAGACCGUCUAUGCCAUAGAUUCUGUUCCCGAACGUCUCGCCGAAGCGGAGAAGAUUGGUGCCAUCCCUAUCAAUCUGAAUGACAACCCUGUCGAGAAGAUCAAGGCUGCUUCCGGCGGACGUGGCGUCGACGUCGUGCUCGAGGUGGUCGGACAUGCCGAUGCGUUCAUGUUGGGGUUCGAUAUGAUCCGUCCGUGGGGUCAGAUCUCGUCCAUCGGUGUGCAUACGGAAAUGCUCCCUCUCAAUGGACUGUUGUGCUAUGGCAAGAACAUCACCAUGGCCUUUGGAAGGUGUCCUGUGCGGAGUAUCUUUGAAGAUGCGCUCGAAGUGCUGGUCAAGGAGCAGAAGAAAGUGGCCUUCUUGUGCGGAAAGACCAUGUCCCUGGAGGACGCGCCACAGGCAUACAAGGACUUUGAGGCAAGAAAGGUCCAUAAGAUUGUGUUCAAGCCAGGCGGUGAAAAGACCGGUCAAGUUAUUGCUGACAAAGUAUAA